AUGGACCAGGCCUUGGACAUGGCUCGUCUCGCCCUGAGAACCAAUGAAACGCCGGUAGGCUGUGUUCUCGUCUACAACGGAUCUGUCAUCGCGAGAGGCAUGAACGCGACCAACGUGACGCGGAAUGGCACCCGACACGCCGAAUUCAUGGCAUUAUCUGCUCUACUGUCCUAUCGACCCAACAAUAGCGAAGAGGCAAUCGAUGCUCAGCUUCGCCAGCAAGCCAGCGAACGGUCUAAAGGAGACGUGCCAGACGACGAAUCGGACUUGUUCCCUAUGGACGAUGACUAUGUCAGAAAGGGUCAUUUGUAUCCCUAUGGACAGAAGCUCCAUCGUGCCACGCGAGUUGACCGCUCUGUUGUGAGGGAGUGCACUCUCUACGUCACGGUCGAACCUUGUGUCAUGUGCGCCGGUCUCCUUCGACAACUCGGUAUCAAGAAGGUCUACUUUGGUGCCGUCAACGACAAGUUUGGCGGCACGGGAGGUGUCUUUAGCAUCCAUAAGAACUCGACAGACACUCGCCAGGAUCCCAACCCCGUCACUGUUCUUAGACCCCUCCAGACUUCCACAAACGCUUGCAACUUGCCCCGACCGGUAAGCUCGUCAUCUGGCAAGAGUUCGUUGAAUAACGGUCGCCCAACAAGCCAAAGGGGCGAUGGCGGCAAUGUCGAGCCGGGCUUCGAAGCAGAGGGUGGCUGGGGUCGAGACGAAGCUGUUAGCUUGCUUCGACGUUUCUAUGUCCAGGAAAACGGCAGAGCACCUGUGCCUCGUAAAAAAGAGGGUCGUGCCGCCAGACUUGCCGCGAUGGAACAGGGUGACAGCGACGCCGGAACACCCAUGCCUCCUCAGUCUUCCGACGGCGAUGCUAAUGAGGGAACUGAAGCCCACAAUAAUGAUAUCGCUGCUCCUAAUGAGGAUGAUGACACUGUCAAGACUUGA
Molecule: messenger RNA, 939 nt
Organism: Colletotrichum spaethianum
Lineage: Eukaryota; Fungi; Ascomycota; Sordariomycetes; Glomerellales; Glomerellaceae
Product: tRNA(His) guanylyltransferase
Exons: 3
Coding region: 1-939 (312 amino acids)
Biological process (GO): tRNA wobble adenosine to inosine editing
Cellular component (GO): nucleus; cytoplasm
Molecular function (GO): tRNA-specific adenosine-34 deaminase activity
Source: RefSeq, a predicted model, not a curated record